Acaulospora morrowiae is the source of this 625-nucleotide messenger RNA. Lineage: Eukaryota; Fungi; Glomeromycota; Glomeromycetes; Diversisporales; Acaulosporaceae. The record is from the annotation of a GenBank genome assembly.
GUACUGCAAAAAUAAACCAUAUCCAAAGAGUCGUUUCUGUCGUGGUGUUCCUGACCCUAAAAUCAGGAUUUUUGAUCUGGGACGUAAGAAGGCGAAUGUCGACGAAUUUCCUCUUUGCGUGCAUUUGCUCUCUGAUGAGUACCAGCAGCUAUCAAGUGAAGCAUUGGAAGCUGGACGUAUCUGUGCCAACAAAUACAUCACAAAGAUGGCAGGAAAAGAUUCUUUCCAUUUGCGUGUUAGAGUUCAUCCCUUCCAUGUAAUUAGAAUAAAUAAAAUGUUGUCUUGUGCUGGUGCUGAUAGACUGCAAACCGGUAUGCGUGGUGCGUUUGGUAAACCGACUGGUACCGUUGCUCGAGUCGACAUUGGUCAAAUUAUCUUUUCUGUGCGUACGAAAGAUAACAACAAAGAUGUCGUAAUUGAAGCACUUAGACGUGCAAAGUAUAAAUUCCCCGGUCGCCAAAAGAUUGUAGUUUCAAAGAAAUGGGGGUUCACAAAAUUAUCACGGGAGGAAUAUGCGGAAAAACGACAGGCUGGUCUUUUGCAACCCGAUGGAGCUUAUGUGAAAUAUCUUUCCCAUCACGGACCUCUUUCAGCACAUCUAGCCCAGAUUGCUGCGCUUGACUAA